AAAAACAAAAUUGAGACGUUUCAUGUUUACUCUUUUUACAGACAAUUUGCAAAAAUAUAAAGAAUUAAUAUGUGAAAAUAUUGAAAAAAGAAUCAUUCGAUAUAUUGUUUUCCAAUAUGAAUAUACUAAAACGAAUAAAAAACAUGUUCAAGGAUUUUGCAUGCUCUGGACGCAAAUGAGAUUAGGAAAUUAUAAAUAUGGUAAAAAAGCCUCGACAAUUAAAAGUGUUUUUCAAUCUGAAGAAAUGCAUGUUGACUACCAUAAUGGAACUUUUGAAGAUGCGAUCAAUUAUUGUAAAAAAGAUUACAAUCGUUGUUCCAACCAUCAUCCAUAUUGUAGAUGUGACUUCUUUGAUUUAACAAAAACAUGUAACAAAUGUGAUGAAAACUGUUUGGAAUUUCGAACAUUUGCACGAGUUGAUGAUAAUUCUG
Molecule: messenger RNA, 431 nt
Organism: Racocetra persica
Lineage: Eukaryota; Fungi; Glomeromycota; Glomeromycetes; Diversisporales; Gigasporaceae
Source: the annotation of a GenBank genome assembly